Venturia canescens is the source of this 1059-nucleotide messenger RNA. RefSeq lists its product as uncharacterized. The record is from RefSeq and is a predicted model, not a curated record. The transcript is spliced from 6 exons. NCBI's taxonomy places the organism in Eukaryota, Metazoa, Arthropoda, Insecta, Hymenoptera, Ichneumonidae. The coding region runs from base 178 to 1002 and encodes 274 amino acids.
CUGAAGCCUCUAUUCGUUGCCAUGGUUUUGUUUAUUCGUUGCCAUGCAGGCUUGCGACGUAUCGUCGGUCGUUACCAUGGUCGUUGCCAUGGUCAUGGUUUUGUUUAUUCGUUGCCAUGAACAUCGUCAGUUGCCGCCAAGCACGCGAAGAAAGUGGUGGAAUCAAGAAAAGACAAAAUGACGACAUCAACGACUAAAGAAUUUACGGCGACGACAGAAGAAUUCACAAGCAAUGAAGAAAUGGAUGAAUUCAUCGCGGGAGACGAAACCAUCUACUUCACUGGAUAUAUUGAUAGUAUUGAAGGCUCUAAACUGGUUGGCAAAGGUGUUAAGAAAGUUUUAUACAAGUUCGUGGUGAACAACGGCAAAGGGAGGAAAAUGCGGGUAUUAAUGUGGGAAGAGGUAGCGAAAAAGUACGAAGCUUCAUUGCGUUGCAGAGAUAUAAUAAGAAUUUGGAACGGAAAAGCUUUAGCGGUGAAUCCGAAUUUCGCCAACGCAAGCGACGACGUUAUUGCCGUAGAACUGUCGGUGCAACGUAGUACACGAGUAGAUAUCAUGGGCCAAUUCAAAACGGAAGAACAGCAAUGUUACACAAGAGUUUUAUUAAGGAAUUCCACUGCCGACUCCAAUCAACUUAUUGUUGUCGAGGGUUUCAUUAAAGUUCCAUUUUUCACGUCAACCACUGGAAAUUCCAUCUACGGAAUGGGGGCGAUUACAGAUGGACAGUAUAAAUUGCGUGUUCAUAUUGCCCAAUACAGCGAUAUCGAAAGCCUCGGCAUAGGAGCGCACAUAGAAGUGAGAGGCGAAAUAAGAAAGGAUAAAUUCGGUUCACCGUAUCUGCAAGCGAAAGACAUGGGUCAAAUUAUCAUCGUUGAUUCGGAAAUAAUGAGCGAUGCUGAAUUACGAAAUGGUUUUCGAUCGAUACCACAAAAAAGAUCCCAUAAUGUACCGGAAGAGGAAGAUGGAAACCAGAAAAACGAAAAGAAAAUCAAGAGUCAUUGAUGGAGCUUAUCCUUUUGUCGUUAUCACGAACUGAAGAAGUGGAAUCAAGUGGCCAGC